AUUAUAGCGCCGCACGCGACUCGUCUUUUAUGUGGACUAUGUAAGAUAUAUAUAUCAUCUGUCACUCCCACCACUGUUUACACUAACAGAUCAUACCCCUUCCUCUAUCAUGUCCGUAAACAUGAUAGAUGCUAAAAAUCUGCUCGAAAUCCGUGGAUUCUACAGUCUUCCCCAUUGCCCGACAUACCUCCAGACGUCAGCCCUAAUCACAGGUCCUGCAAUAGAUCUUUACGAAGACGGCUACAAUGAUCCAGUGUAUCAGGCGAAAGCUCGCAUCUUGAAUCGUGCAAUUCAAGACAUUGGCAUGGGUAGAUAUCAGUGGUAUCUCUUCGUGGUCACUGGCUUUGGCUGGUUUGCUGGACUCAUCCUUACACCUGUUCUUCGAAUAUCGGUCUUCUCAGUCGGUGCCGUGUUUUGGGGUCUUGGAUGUGACAUCUGGGGAAGGAGGUGGUCUUUCAACAUCACAUUGUUUAUCGCUGGAAUAUUCGGGUUAGCAUCAGGUGGAGCCCCUAGUUUCGUUGCACUAGCGUCCUUGAUCGCUAUGGUUGGUGUCGGCGUGGGAGGCAACUUGCCAGUGGAUUCUGCUGUUUUUCUUGAUUUCGUUCCAGGUUCCCACCAGUACUUGCUCACCAUCCUUUCCAUCUGGUGGUGCCUCGGACAAUUGAUGUCCAGCCUCGUGGCUUGGCCUCUGAUCGCUAAUUAUUCCUGUGCAAGCGCCUCACACUGCACCAGAUCCGACAAUAUGGGAUGGCGUUACCUGUUAUUCAUCCUUGGCGGAAUCACUUUUUCACUGUGGGCCGUUCGGUUUUUCAUCUUCACGUUGUUGGAAAGUCCGCGUUUUCUCUCUGGCAUCGGUCGCGACGCUGAUGCCAUCGAGGUCAUCCACAAAUUGGCGAAAUUCAACGGAAAGAUAUCUCUCAUCACAAUAGAAGAGCUUGAAGCUCCCGACAGAGCAAUGUCAGGCGGACGUACACCCCCCGGGGAAAGGCACAACAUGUUCAGCAAGAGCUCAAAGUAUGACACUGGUCAUAUCAAAGCUCUCUUUGCUACUCCCAAAAUGGCUUGGUCGACUAGUCUCUUGAUUGCUAUCUGGGGUGUUAUCGGACUUGCCUCCACGCUGUAUAACAAUUUCCUGCCAUAUUUACUUUCCAGCCGUGGUGCUGUCUUCGGGGAUGGAUCCCUGUACAUUGCCUAUCGUAACCAAGCCAUUUUGAGUGUCAUUGGUGUCCCUGCUGCCUUGCUCGCCGGCUGGGCAGUAGAACUCCCAUACAUUGGGCGCAGGGGUACUCUUGCCAUUGCCUCAGGGCUCACUGGCGCGUUUUUGUUCGCGACCACCACCUCCCGGACAUCCAACCAACUCCUGGGGUGGAAUUGCGGAUAUGUGUUCUUCAGCAACAUUAUGUAUGGCGUCUUGUAUGCUAUUUCUCCUGAGAUCUUUCCUGCCAAAGAUCGCGGAACGGGGAAUGGUCUGACGUCCACAGCUUCGAGGGUGUUUGGCGUUUUGGCCCCCGUCAUUGCGCUAUAUGCUAACCUCGCGACGGCGGUACCUGUAUAUAUCGCUGGAGCUCUAAUAAUUUUUGCUGGUAGCCUGGCUAUCUUGUUGCCCUAUGAGCCCAGAGGAAAGGUUUCUAUCUAGUGUUUUUCAUUUGCGAUACCACGUUUAGAUUGCUCGUAGAACUUGAAUUGUAGGCUGUGUAUUAGAUUACAGUAACCUGAUCCAAAAGAUUGCUCUGAUACUUUCUCGAAUGUAGUUUGUGAACCGUCAGAGAGUAAGAUCUGUGCAAAGAACAUCGCACCUGUGUGACUUGGGAACGGAAGCAGGUUGUAGAAUGAAUCGUCG
This is a messenger RNA of Suillus subalutaceus, 1840 nucleotides long. RefSeq names its product MFS general substrate transporter. The record is from RefSeq and is a predicted model, not a curated record. Gene Ontology annotation, cellular component: membrane. Gene Ontology annotation, biological process: transmembrane transport. NCBI's taxonomy places the organism in Eukaryota, Fungi, Basidiomycota, Agaricomycetes, Boletales, Suillaceae. The transcript has 14 exons. Gene Ontology annotation, molecular function: transmembrane transporter activity. The coding region runs from base 110 to 1636 and encodes 508 amino acids.